This is a messenger RNA of Megalops cyprinoides (Indo-Pacific tarpon), 271 nucleotides long. RefSeq names its product mitochondrial inner membrane protease subunit 2-like. Bases 29 to 271 code for a protein of 80 amino acids. Gene Ontology annotation, cellular component: mitochondrial inner membrane peptidase complex. NCBI's taxonomy places the organism in Eukaryota, Metazoa, Chordata, Actinopteri, Elopiformes, Megalopidae. The transcript has 3 exons. Gene Ontology annotation, biological process: mitochondrial respiratory chain complex assembly. Gene Ontology annotation, molecular function: serine-type endopeptidase activity. The record is from RefSeq and is a predicted model, not a curated record.
CGGGAGCACGUACAGCACAAAACUGGGAAUGGCACAGCAAACAGGCUUUGGUCGGAGGUAUAUGAGAGCCUUUGUCAGUGGCUUCUUCGUGGCUGUUCCAGUGACGGUGACAGUUCUGGACAGGCUGGCAUAUGUUGCCCGAGUGGAGGGGGCAUCAAUGCAGCCGUUCCUGAACCCAGAGGGAGAGAUGUCAUCCGACAUUGUUCUUUUAAACCGGUGGAGUGUGCGAAAUUAUCAAGUGCAACGCGGAGACAUUGUGUCUGUGCUGUGA